Messenger RNA from Ogataea haglerorum, 492 nucleotides. RefSeq lists its product as uncharacterized. NCBI's taxonomy places the organism in Eukaryota, Fungi, Ascomycota, Pichiomycetes, Pichiales, Pichiaceae. The coding region runs from base 1 to 492 and encodes 163 amino acids. The transcript has a single exon. The record is from RefSeq and is a predicted model, not a curated record.
AUGGUUUCCGACCUUAACCUCAAAAAGUCUUGGAAUCCGAGGCUGUUGAAGAAUAGAACCAAGGUAUGGGAAAAAGAGCGCGAGCUGCUUUUGAAGAGAAGAGAAGAUACCGUUCACAAAGAUGCCAAUAACGAAAUGCCCGUGAAAUUCAAUCAACCUAAAUCGUUACGGAUUGAUUGGAUGUACAAAAAUCCUGUUGAACAUCAGUCAAGCGGUGAAAAUAGUUGCAAAAAGAAUGAUCAUCUUAGCAAACUUCCAAUCCAACGAAGCAAACAAACAAACAUAGAAGAACAAACUUAUGUUCGACAUAACUCAUCAGAUUUUUCAAUCAAGGAACCUGCAAACGGUAUUGACAACACAUUGCUGGAAAAUGACCCGAUUAAUCUUAUAAGUAAAACACGAUCUCUACGAUAUCAACAUCAGAAAUCAGAACGUAAAAGUGAUGACUCUUCGAAAAUUACAAAGGCUCGAUUGAGUCGCAAAAAGCGCUAA